This is a messenger RNA of Synchytrium microbalum, 1047 nucleotides long. RefSeq lists its product as uncharacterized. NCBI's taxonomy places the organism in Eukaryota, Fungi, Chytridiomycota, Chytridiomycetes, Synchytriales, Synchytriaceae. The coding region runs from base 1 to 1047 and encodes 348 amino acids. The record is from RefSeq and is a predicted model, not a curated record. The transcript has 3 exons. Gene Ontology annotation, molecular function: oxidoreductase activity, acting on NAD(P)H.
AUGGCAGAGAAGCAUUUAGCCGCCGUCCUACCCUCACGGGCAGCCAACCUAGUGCUUCUGGAGCGCCCAACACCCAUUCCAGGCCCCAACGAAGUCCUCAUCGAAGUGAAAUCAAUUGCACUAAACCCAAUUGACAAUUACCAACGGGCGUACGGCUAUCCAUCGAUAAAUUACCCUGCUGUGCUUGGAUCUGAUGUAGCUGGUAUCGUUCUUGCGGUUGGAUCGUCGAUGACGAUAGAAGCUCCUGCUGUGGGGAGUCGUGUCAUUGCCCACGGUGCAUCCUUCUUCCACAAAGGCGAACCCGACUAUGGAGCCUUCCAACAAAAGUUCCUCGUUCCUGUACAAGCCAUCUCGCCACUCCCAGACACAAUGAGCUUCAACGAAGGAUGCAUCAUCGGAAUGGCGCUCCAGACAAGCUGGUGUGGAUUCAUCAACUCUGGUCUCACUCGCGAAACAUCAUAUAAACCUGAGGACAAGAUGGGAAUGUUGAUAUGGGGCGCAUCAAGUAGUGUUGGAUCUGCUGCAGUCCAAGUCGCAAAGACGAUGGGGUAUACGGUGUAUGCAACAUCUAGUUCCAAACAUCAUGAGUAUAUCAAGGGGUUAGGUGCAAGUCGGAUGUUUGAUUAUAAGGAUAAAGAUGUGGUUGCCAAGAUUGUCAAGGCUGGGAAGGAAGAUGGGAUUGUUAUUGACUUUGCUUUUCUUGCUAUGGGGGACUUGAUUGCUGCGGUCUCUGUGCUGCAGGAACUAAAAAAGGCUGAGAAAGCCAGAGUUGCAAUGGCUACUUUCCAAUUAAGCAUGUUUUGGUGGAGGCUGUUUCCAAGCUGGAGAAGCACUGAGGUCAAGUUCAUCGUACCCCCCGCUAAGAAGGAAGAUAAAGACGACUUGUACCAGUUCAUAUUUGGUGUCUGGUUGAAGGAGAAGCUCGCAUCCGGACAAUUUGUACCAAGUCCAAAGAUUAAACUCGUUGAAGGUGGUCUUGCCGGAAUCCAGAAAGCAUUGGACGGAUUCAAGACUGUUAGUGGAGAAAAGCUUGUGAUGGAACUGUAG